Messenger RNA from Cadophora gregata, 1461 nucleotides. RefSeq lists its product as uncharacterized. The coding region runs from base 1 to 1461 and encodes 486 amino acids. The record is from RefSeq and is a predicted model, not a curated record. The transcript has a single exon. Lineage: Eukaryota; Fungi; Ascomycota; Leotiomycetes; Helotiales; Ploettnerulaceae.
AUGGCUUCAAAAGCGCUAGAGAUGGAUCCGAUAGUGCGUUCGGAGGACGAUUUCGAGGCAGAACCAUUCCUUACCGAGGAAGAGGUCUUGACGGACAGCAAAUUCUACCAUGCCAGCAACUCUACAGCAUCGAUACAUCCCACUUGCCUACCUCCAAAAGGCCGAUUUCUUCGCUUCGCCAGGUGGACAGUGUUUGGUGUUUACCGGCGGAUAUUCCUCUCAAUCGUCAUAAUCAAUAUAUGGCAAGGCCACCGAAUAAUUACGAUGAAACGGAGGUCGAAAUAUUCUCCUCUACUUGUCGACAUAUCGACUGCUGCAUCUGCCAAUAUGCUGCUCGCUAUUCUUAUGCGUCAGGACUAUAUCAUAAACCUCAUUUUCAAAGUUUGUUGGUUCGUCCCAUUUUGGGCACCUCUCAGGCUGAGAAGAUCAUUGGCCAAGAUCUACGAGUAUGGUGGACUUCAUAGCGGUGCAGCAGUCUGUUCAGUAUUGUGGUUUACACUACUGGCUGGCAUCUUGACAUGGGAGUUUGUCACGAUCCGAAUUGCAGAUCCCCUUAUCAUUCUGUGGUCCUUUGUUGUCGUCGGUGUUCUCUGGACGAUGCUGAUCACAGCAUAUCCAACGUUUCGAGCCUCGAGGCAUAACACCUUCGAAAAUAUACAUCGAUUCGGAGGCUGGGCGGUGCUUGCUAUUUUUUGGCCUGAGCUAUGGCUAUUUACUCGAGCACUUGGCCACCAAGCUGGACCUGCUUCACCUGGAGCAGUGCUUACAAAGCUUCCUGCAUUCUGGCUUCUGAUGGCGUCUUGCUUCCACGUUGCUUUACCAUGGAUGCGUCUUCGCCGCCUGAAAAUACAGCCGGAACGUUUAGGUGUAGGAGUUCAUGCCAUUCGAAUUCAUCUAUUUGAGAAAGUUCCCAACUGUGUCGUAUAUCGUAUUGCUGAUACGCCACUGAAGGAAUGGCAUUCGUUCGCGUGUAUCCCGGAAAGAGACGGCAAUGGAGGCUCUUUGAUUGUCUCCAAUGCUGGCGACUGGACAAGAAGAGCCAUCAACAAUCCGAAGAAGUGGUAUUACACUCGUGGCAUACCUACUGUUGGAGUCCUCUGCAUGGCCCAGCUUUUUCGUAAAGUGAUUAUCGUGACUACUGGAUCAGGAAUUGGGCCAUGCUUGGGAACAAUGAUGAACAUUCCUGCCACGACAUGCAGGGUAUUGUGGAGCGCACCCGAGCCCAGACACACCUUUGGCGAUGAGAUUUGUGAUCGAGUGCUUGAGGUUGAUCCAGAGGCUGUGGUAAUCGAUACACACGCCGUUGGACGCAAAGACCUGGUCGCCUUGGCGUACAAGUUAUAUGUCGAAGAGAGAGCAGAGGCAAUUUUCUGUGUCAGCAACAAGGCGUUGUCGAAGCACCUGGUCUAUGAAAUGGAAAGUCGAGGCGUUCCGGCUUUUGGACCGAUCUGGGACUCAUGA